This is a messenger RNA of Aspergillus chevalieri, 5253 nucleotides long. RefSeq names its product putative telomere length regulator protein (Rif1). Lineage: Eukaryota; Fungi; Ascomycota; Eurotiomycetes; Eurotiales; Aspergillaceae. The record is from RefSeq and is a predicted model, not a curated record. The transcript has 2 exons. Gene Ontology annotation, cellular component: nucleus. Gene Ontology annotation, biological process: telomere maintenance. Bases 1 to 5253 code for a protein of 1750 amino acids.
AUGGUGGAAGCUGUCGCUGGUCCGCCAACUCCACUCAGGAAGACACCUCGUGUGCUGGCUCAUGACGAGAAUGGUCAAGCUGAAGCCUCCCCAGUUAUUUUUCAAACUCCCGGUCCCUCGCCUUUCUCUGUGCCUGAUUCCGCAGGUGUUCCUUCUACUCGACAGUCGAAACGAGUCAACUUCUCACCGUUCCCGAGCCAUGUCAUCCCGCCAUCAGUCACCAGUAUUGCGAUGAAUUCGAAAUCAGAUCUGAAGACAUUAACGCCGUCGAAUGAACGCAAGCCCUCAAAGUCCAUCCUCAAGUCGACAAACACUCCGGUUCCCGUGAACACUGCCGAAAGCGAACCCGUAACCCCCGGAAAUUUCGUCAUGCUGCUACACUCGAUUGCGGAACAACUUGGGGGGGACUCUACAACUGCGAAGCUCGAUGCUUACAUGCAUUUUUUUGGGGUGCUGAGGACAUACGAAGGGGUACCGACCCUGCAAGAAGUAUCGGACAAACUGGGUGUGAUUACAGACUACAUGCGGAAGGAUGUCACCAGAGAUCUCGAGAAUGCGGAACCAGUGGACAUCAAUCUCGUGUGUCAGGCCCUGAAACUCUCUGCUGCUCUGAUUUGGCACGCCGAGAUAUCCCGGCAGCUGUCAGAUGACUUCCGGGUUUUUCUGGUCGAUCACUCCAUCGACAGGCUUCACGAUGCCAAGGUACCCAAGUCUGUGUUGAUACAUUGCAUGUCUAUCCUGUCCGGUCAGAAUUUUGGGCCGAAGAUUAUGAAUAAUGCACGCCUGGCACGUCUGCUCAAUGGGCUACGCGAUAUCAGCGACAGGGUGAACGGGAAUGGUAUUAUCUCGCAGCGGUUGUGCAUCUAUCAUCGUCUCCUCGAACAAUUCAGAUCGUUCUUUAUUUCUCAAGCAGCCCUAUGGAUGGAACAUCUUAUUUCAGGCCUGCUUCACCCCGUCAAAGACACGAGGAUCAAAUCGAUCUCACUCGGUUCGCAGUUAUCCAAGAUUGCUGGGCCUAAUGCAACCCUAUCCAAGACUAUUCGUGAUAUUUUCGACAAGCCGCUGGGCAAGAGCAAAAAGCUGGUGUCUGAGAUCUGUGAAAGAAUGUCACGGAUGAUGGCAUCUGCCGACACCAACUCACAUGUUCCUCAAAUCUGGACCGUCAUUGUUUCCCUUCUGAGAUGCAGAUCGUUGAACAUUGACCAAUGGGAGCAUUUCAGAGAAUGGGUUCUCGUUCUGCAGAAGUGUUUCAAUUGCAGCGAUGCGGCAAUUAAAGCCCAGGCUAUACUUGGGUGGAACCGGUUCGUCGUCGUCGUCGGCCCUAAUGAAACGACCAACCCAUCAGUGAUUAAAAUGCUGAGCAAACCCAUCUUCUCCCAAUUUGAACGAAAGAAGCAGGAGAAAAACGGGGCAUAUCCGAACCAACUGGCCGUCUCUAGUUACUUCAACCUUCUAUACUUUUCCUUCCAUCCAACCGCCACUCACCCAUUCCUUGACACAGUAUGGCAGGAAUAUGUUUCUUCUCCUUCCGCCACUAUAUUCGCCUCGAAUCCGACGCUAAGCAACCAUGUCGCACAUGCUCUGUCAUAUAUGCUGUGGAGCUCGCAUACAAAGGUUUGGACAGAAGCCACGAUAAGUCAAUGCACCAAGUUCGACCCCAGCUUCUUGCCGGCACUCGAGUGUAAAUGGACCAGGUCGCGUAUCACAUCUGUUAUCGGAGUAUUCGAGAAUCUUUUCAAGUCAGCGCCUUGGACAGAUGGGCGGCCCGAGCAAUCAUAUAUCGCCAGUGCUUGGGGCAGCCUUUCGAACGCCUUGUCCUAUGCUUCGAGCAAAGAAAUCACACCAACGCCCGAGUCGAUGCAAGCUGUUGCCGCAGUGCUUGGGCUUCUUCAACGCCUAUGGAAGUCUGGGCCGUCGUCACUCGACGCAACCGGUAACUACGAUGCCUUUUUCGAGCGAUUCCGUUUUUUGUCCGCUAAGGUCAUCUCGGAUCUUGGAAGCAUUCUGUUUACCGAGAAACUUCUUUUGAAGACAGCCGAUGAAACAUUCCAAACUGCCACUACACCUACACACCGUGGCCAACAGGGUGAUUCAAACCUGAACACUCCUAUUAUGCAUUUUAUGCGCCUUAUCAGCGACGUCUCCAGUAUCAAAGAGCCAACCGAGUCUUAUUUGGACUUGGUCAAUGGCACGCUCGAGGCCUUCUGUAACGGAAAAGAGACUAGGGGCUCACGCUUGGAUCUUCUAUGUCACUGUGUGGACUUACAUCCUAGCGAAACCAAUUCUCAUUCUGGUCAGCAUAAUCUUGACCAGACCGUCUGGGAAUGCACGGCACAAUUUGCUAUGGAUGCCUUGAGCCGUUUGAAAGAGUCUAACCGUGCCCCUUCACCUCGCGACUACGAAAACGUCGUCAAGAUCCUUUCCGCAGGUCUGAAGUUUGCCGAUAUUUCCCAAUUUUGGGGUCAACUUCUUGACUCCUUUGCCCAUGCUACGAGGACUGAAAAGGACGGCCAGGCAAUUGUAACGAUGGUACUCGAGCCAGUUGCUGAGGCUGCCACGCAUUUCCACGACAAACUCGUUUAUACGCCCUCCAUUUCGCUCUUAUUACUUCUUUUAUCCGUGUCGUGUGGACGCCCGGAUGUCACGAAGUUCGACGGAAGCAAUGGACUGUAUCUUCCGGAGAAGCUGCAAACACUGAUACACAAAACACUUAAAGAGUCAUACGGGGGCUUUGAUCCAGCGAACAGUGGAGGGGCUGCGGGCUUUAUCGAAUCUCUUGCGUCUUUCUUGGAGUCCGGGGAUUUGGAUUUCCGGUCCAUGGUACUUGAAAAGUUUCAGGGACCGCUUGUCCAGUGGUUAAAGGACGAAGGGCGCAAAUUAGAUGCCGAAUCUGACGUUGGUAGUAGGCAUUUGGUUGCUUGUCGCGUGCUUUCCUCUACUGUUUUGAAUAUCAUUCAAAUGUCCCAAUCCACCAACCCCCCGUGUCUGCAAAAGUUUGAGCCUAUUAUUUGCGGAGGGCUAGAAUCGUUUCAUAUGUCGAUAUCAAAGCGGUUCGUUGACAUGCUAAACACCAUGUCGAAAUCGGACGGAUCACUAGUCUACAGCGAGUCUAUAUCGCGCGCAUCGCAGAAAUGGCGGUCGGACAAUCAGAAUCAGCCACCAUCCUCCUCGCCGUUGGUCAAUGGCUUACAGGUUUGUUCUCGGGAAGGUCUAUUGCAUUUGUUUGCCAUGCUAAAUUGUUCGAAGAUCAAUGCCCACCCCAACGCGGCUGAUGACGAUUUGGCCUCCAUUUCACCCAAACCACAUCAGACCUCUGAGAAUCCGGCGGUGACUUCGCAUGAUUCAUCUCCAGUUGUCAAGGUGGACGAUGCUGCAACGGACCAAUUCCAAUUGCCAGAGCAACGACAGACAGACGAACUUGUUUUCAUGCAAGGCACCUUGCCGCUCUCAGCUGCAACUGCAUCACGCAAGAAGCGCGAGGAGCUCUUUUCGAUGAUUGAGAAUCUCCGGUCAUCCUCCCCUGCCAUCACGCCAAAAGAGCUUGGAUUCAUGACUCCUCCGCACCUGCGCAACUUCCGCAAUGCUGGUCGCGAUGCUGAGCCUCCGUUAACACCUACUCUCCCGGUUGUCGCAGGUGAAAACGAAGACGUCUUCCUUGGCUCAUCCCCAACGCCUGGUAUCAGGAACCGACCGCAGUCUUCUCAGUCAAGACUCGCCUCAUCCCAAAGGGGGAAGACACCCGAUACUCAUCCUAAUACAGAUCCCCCAUCUUCUCCUCCCACGAUCAAGUCGCCGCGUCCAGACCGCCAAGAAUUGCAAGUCCCUGCUGAACAGGAUAACACGAUGAGUGAACAGACGAGUUCUCGCAAGUCUCCAAAGAAGAAAUCCAAGAAAGACCGCUCAAAUGCCAAUCCCUCGAAAGAAAAGCCUGUGACCAAACGAUUGCGCUCUUCGAAGAAGUCUACUCCGAGUAAGAAAUCUUCCAAAAGAACAGAAUCAAGCAUGCGAUCCGAAGAAGCCGGCAAAUCGAUCUCAUUAGGAACUCCCAACAAACAGCCUGGCACAGGGAACGUGAGCAACACCAUUGCGGAUUCAUUCAACGAGGAUGUCAACGAAGACGUGGAAUCACAAGUUGCGUCUCAACUUGAGCUAGAUUUGGAGCAUGCCGCGGAUCAUGAAGGGAAUUUAAAGGAUGAAUCAGCAGAGCUCCCUAACAGCUUCCCCAUGACGAAGAAGAGGAAACGUGGUGUUGAAGACGUCCAAACUCCGCCUAGGUCAGAGAAACGCCGCUCGAACCGUCUUACUUCUUCACAGCCAGCUGCUACGGAUAUCAUUCCGGAACCGAGAAGCACGCGCUCGACAAGGUCUUCGGCUCCUGUUUCUCAGCAGAAUGAUACGAGUCCAAGAUCAUCACCGGCUCAAUCUGCUGGCAAGAGAAGAAAGGGGCAAAAUACUGUUGAUGCCAAGGAGUCAACUGAACAAACAACAGCAGAACCAGAGCAGGUCGCAGAUCACACCUUGGAGGAUGACUCUCAUAUUCCGGAAUCCUCUCAAAAUCGGAGAAGAUCGACUCGCCUUGGCACCAUUCCUGAGCAACUCGCCGCAGAGGAAAGUCUUCGAAAGAACUCCCGAAACGCCAGACGCGCUCGUUUGCGGCAGGCCAACAAAGAGAAUCGCCAGAAGGAUCUGGAGGCCCGUCAGGAGACUCAGGAGACUAGUCAAGAGACCAGUCAGGAUGUGAGCCAGGUUCCGGACUCACACCCGCAGGAAGAACAACUCGUUGCGGAGAACGUCGCUUCUCAGAAGGCUCUCAGCCAGGAAAGAGAGAAAGAACCAGACGUUCCGGCCGAGCAGAAAGAAGUCAAGGAACCUUUGAAGCCCACUUCCCCAGAGCAGCCCGCUGAAAUCCAAGGAAAUGUCGAGAUGGACCAGCCUGAGGUACAACCUGAGCAACCCACUACAGAGCCUGAUGUCGAAAUGGAAGACGCAGUAAUGGUUCCUGAGGUCAACACUGCUGCACCGGCUCAGGAAGAGCCCGCCAUUGCACACGCUCCACAAACUGAACAGCCCGCCGAGGCACCCACUGAGAAGGACGCAGCCGCCUCUCAAUCAGGAAUCAUCCGCUCAUUUGAGCAGUCACUGAACGAUCUCAAGUCCGCCACCCUGGACGAGAACAGUCUCCGGCAACUCGACGAACUUUUAUUCAAGAUUCGAGUUGAAGCACAUGAUGCGUUCCGGAGAAAUACUGGUUAA